AUGGCUCGCGUCUCCGGUGAGGACGAAGCGAUGCUGCAGGCGAUGUUGAGGCAGUUGUUCCAGAGCGUGAAGGAGAAAAUCACGGGUGCUCCCUCCCUGGAGUGCGCCGAGGAGAUCCUCUUACAUCUGGAGGAAACGGAUGAAAAUUUCCACAACUAUGAAUUUGUGAAGUACCUUAGACAGUAUAUAUGCAACACUUUGGGGUCUAUGAUUGAAGAAGAAAUGGAAAAAUGGACAUCUGAUCAGAACCAGGGUGAGGAAUUUGGCUAUGACACAGUUGUACAGCAUGUUACUAAAAGAACUCAGGAAUCUAAAGAAUACAAAGAGAUGAUUCAUUCUCUGAAGAACAUCAUGAUGAUAGUGGUGGAAUCUAUGAUUAACAAGUUUGAAGAAGAUGAAAUACGAAGUCAAGAGAGGCAGAAAAAAAUCCAAAAGGAGAAAAGCAGUAGUUAUUGCACAGACAAUUGCUCUGAUAGUGACUCGUCCUUCAAUCAGAGUUACAAAUUUUGUCAAGGAAAAUUACAAUUGAUUUUAGACCAGUUGGAUCCUGGGCAACCUAAAGAGGUGAGAUAUGAAGCCUUGCAAACAUUGUGUUCAGCUCCUCCAUCUGAUGUCCUGAACUGUGAAAAUUGGACCACUCUCUGUGAGAAGUUGACAGUGUAUCUUUCAGAUCCUGACCCUGUAUUUAGUGACCGGAUUUUAAAAUUCUAUGCACAGACGUUUACACUUUCACCAUUACAUAUGACCAAGGAAAUUUAUACAAGCUUAGCUAAAUAUUUGGAGUUAUACUUUGUUUCCAGAGAAAAUCAUAUUCCUACUCUUUCAACUGGCAUAGACAUAAGUAAUCCUAAUGUGACCCAUUUACUUAAAAAGAUUCGUCUUCUAAAUGAAUAUCAGAAAGAGGCUCCAUCUUUUUGGAUUCGACACCCAGAAAAGUAUAUGGAAGAAAUUGUGGAGAGUACCUUGUCUUUGUUAUCAGUUAAGCAUGAUCAAAGCCAUCUUGUCUCACAAAAAAUUUUGGAUCCGAUAUAUUUUCUUGCCUUGGUGGAUACCAAAGCUGUGUGGUUCAAAAAGUGGAUGCAUGCAUAUUAUAGCAGAACUGCAGUACUAAGACUUCUAGAAAAGAAAUAUAAAUCUCUGAUAACUACAGCGGUUCAGCAGUGUGUUCAGUACUUUGAGUUGUGUGAAACCAUGAAAGGUGAUGAAGUUUUGGGACAUUCAAAGUCUUGUGGGAUUAAGCAGAAAACUUUUUACUACUCAGGACAAGAAUUACAAUACAUUUAUUUCAUUCACUCACUGAGCCUUUUGGGAAGAUUACUGAUCUAUACCCAAGGCCGAAAGCUAUUUCCUAUAAAGUUGAAGACUAGAAAAGAUUCAGUAUCCCUUACAGAUCUUCUGGUUCUGUUUACCCAACUUAUCUAUCAUUCACCAACUUGUCCAAAGAUGACAUCACCUGGUCAUUUAGAGAAUUACUCUCCUGCAAGUAUGGCAACUGAAGUUCUGUGUAUACUCUGUGAUCAGAAAGAAUGUGCAGUUGAAUGCUUAUAUAACAACACUGUGAUUGAGGCUCUUCUUCAGCCUAUUCAUAACUUAAUGAAAGGAACUAAGGCUGCUCCAAAUUGCUCUGAAACAGCUUUAAUUCAUAUAGCUCAUAUUUUGGCAAGAAUUGCAUCUGUGGAAGAAGGACUUACCCUACUACUUUAUGGAGAAAAUAUGAACUCUUCUGAAGAAAAAAGUCCUACAGGUGCUCAUCUAAUUGCCCAGUUUUCGAAAAAACUUCUUGAUGAAGAUAUUUCUAUUUUUUCUGGAUCAGAAAUGUUUCCUGUGGUUAAAGGAGCAUUUACUUCUGUGUGUCGUCAAAUAUACAGUACAUGUGAAGGCUUACAGGCGUUAAUUCCUUAUAGUUUGCAUGAAUCUAUAGCAAAGGCUUGGAAGAAGACAAGUCUGCUAUCAGAAAGAAUUCCUACUCCAGUAGAGGGUUCUGAUUCUGUUUCUUUGGUUAGCCAGGAAUCCCAGAACAUUAUGGCUUGGGAAGAGAAUUUGUUAGAUGAUUUACUAAAUUUUGCUGCCACUCCCAAAGGACUACUGCUUCUUCAAAGAACAGGUGCCAUCAACGAAUGUGUGACAUUUAUGUUCAACCAGUAUGCAAAAAAAUUACAGAUCAGUAGGCAUAAAAAGUUUGGCUAUGGAGUUUUGGUUACACAAGUGGCAUCAACAGCAGCAGGUGCAAUAGCCCUACAAAAUUCAGGGUUUAUUAAUGCCCUUAUAACUGAAUUAUGGGCCAAUCUGGAAUGUGGAAGAGAUGAUGUUAGAGUAACCCAUCCCAGAUAUACUCCUGUGGACCCUAUUGACCAAAGCUGUCAAAAGUCUUUUCUAGCACUGGUGAACCUGUUAUCUUAUCCUGCUGUUUUUGAGCUGGUUGGCAAUCAAAGUCUUCCUAAUAAAGCAGAAUAUUCUCUUCGUGAAGUCCCAACAAGUGUUAUUGAUAUUAUUGACAGACUUAUAAUUUUGAAUUCUGAAGCCAAGAUUCGUUCUUUAUUCAACUACGAACAAUCACACAUCUUUGGUCUAAGGUUGUUAAGUGUGGUAUGCUGUGAUCUAGACACUCUUCUUCUGUUGGAGGCUCAGUAUCAAGUAUCUGAAAUGUUACUAAAUGCUCAAGAAGAAAAUACCUUAGAAACCUCUGAAAGUCACAGGGAGUUUAUAAUUGAUAGCUUAUCAGUAGAAAGAAAUCAUGUUCUUGUUAGAAUAAAUCUUAUUGGUGGGCCAAUGGAACGAAUUUUGCCUCCAAGGUUACUGGAGAAGGGUAAUGAACCAUAUCCUUGGCCAAUGUUUUCAUCAUACCCUUUACCAAGCUGCUAUUUGUCAGACUGUGUUACAAGAAGUACUGAUCUAAAACAAGACGAUGAUCUUGGCAAACUUUUAUUGUGCUUCAAAAUGUCUGAUAAACAAACUGCAUGGAUAGAAAACUGCCGAAGACAGUUCUGCAAAAUAAUGAAAGCCAAACCUGAUAUAAUCAGUGGAGGUGCUUUAGUAGAAUUACUUGAAAAUUUUGUACUUCAUCUUUCUGAAAGCCCAUCUGAAUGCUACUUCCCUUCAGUGGAAUAUACAGCUACUGAUGCAAAUGUGAAGAAUGAAAAUCUUUCAUCUGUGCAACAGCUUGGCGUUAAAAUGACUGUCAGGUAUAUUAUAGGGAAAUAUCUCCCUAGGAAUCACACUGGCCAUGACUGGUUUGUAUCUUCUUUGUUCAUCAUAAUGUUGGGGGACAAAGACAAAACAUUCCAAUUUCUUCAGCAGUUCUCCAGGCUUCUGACUUCAGCUUUCCUUUGGUUGCCAAGACUACAUAUUUCUAGGUACCUACCUGUUGACACUAUAGAAUCUGGCAUUCAUCCAGUGUAUUUUUGCAGCACUCACUACAUUGAAAUGCUACUGAAAGCAGAGGUGCCACUUGUAUUUUCAGCUUUUCACAUGUCUGGUUUUGCACCAUCACAGAUUUGCCUGCAAUGGAUAACUCAGUGUUUUUGGAAUUAUUUAGAUUGGGUAGAAAUCUGCCAUUACAUUGCUACCUGUGUUUUCCUUGGUCCAGAUUAUCAAGUGUAUAUCUGUAUAGCUAUAUUCAAACAUCUUCAGCAAGACAUUCUACAGCACACUCAGACUCAAGAUCUGCAGGUUUUCCUAAAAGAAGAAGCACUGCAUGGAUUUCGAGUGAGUGAUUACUUUGAAUACAUGGAAAUUUUGGAACAAAACUACCGACCAGUGUUGCUGAGAGACAUGCGGAACAUUAGAGUGCAAAGCACAUAG
Molecule: messenger RNA, 3801 nt
Organism: Rangifer tarandus platyrhynchus (Svalbard reindeer)
Lineage: Eukaryota; Metazoa; Chordata; Mammalia; Artiodactyla; Cervidae
Source: the annotation of a GenBank genome assembly